AUGGCAGGAUCGUUGGUGACUACAGAGGCCGAUCCUGGAUCUGCAGACUCUGGAACAGUAGGGACACGGGAACAGCUGGAAUGUGGGCGCUUGGAUGCAGCUGCUGGUUCUUCCAUAUACAUUUCUGGGGGUACCCAAGGCACUGCUGGCUCUGGCGAGUCCAUUGUCAAUGUCCCUUACUAUCGUAGUGUUGCUGGAGAUGACGCAGCCCAGGAACUAUUAACACAGAUAUGCUCCUUUCCACAGAUCAUCUUCUACGAGGACAGGAACUUCCAGGGUCGGCACUAUGAGUGCAGCUCCGACUCUGCUGACCUCUCCCCUUACUUCAGCCGCUGUAACUCCAUCCGUGUCGAGAGUGACUGGUGGGUGUUGUACGAGAGACCCAACUACAUGGGAUACCAGUAUAUCCUGAGCAGGGGAGAGUAUCCUGACUACAAGCACUGGAUGGGAUUCAAUGACUGUGUCAGGUCCUGUCGCAGUUACCCAUACUACCGAGGUGGAAACUACAGGAUGAGGAUUUACGAGAGGCCUGACUUUGCAGGGCAGAUGAUGGAAUUCAUGGAUAACUGUCUCUCUGUCUACGAUCGUUUCCGUUACCGUGACAUCCACUCCUGUCAGGUGAUGGAUGGUUAUUGGAUCUUCUAUGAACAUCCCAACUACAGAGGUCGACAGUACUUCCUGAGACCUGGGGAAUACAGGAGAUACAGUGACUGGGGUGGCUACAACUCAAUGAUCGGGUCCUUCAGGCGCAUGAGAGACUUCUAA
Molecule: messenger RNA, 765 nt
Organism: Mobula hypostoma (lesser devil ray)
Lineage: Eukaryota; Metazoa; Chordata; Chondrichthyes; Myliobatiformes; Myliobatidae
Product: gamma-crystallin S-1-like
Exons: 4
Coding region: 1-765 (254 amino acids)
Biological process (GO): visual perception; lens development in camera-type eye
Molecular function (GO): structural constituent of eye lens
Source: RefSeq, a predicted model, not a curated record